AUGCCGGCCAACAACCAACGACCGGCCGCCCAAACUCCGGUAUCACCACGAAAUACGGCAAAAUACACCAACAAGGAUGGCUCCAAGUUUAUCACCGUACCUAAGGGCGCUACCUCUGAGUCUUCCUUGCCUUCGACCCCCACAACUGCUAAAGCCAGUGCCCCCCCACUAGAGGCUUCCAACCCCGACAAUGACCCUGCUCCAACAGUCAACCGCAAGAAGCAGAAGCGUAGACAGAAGGCUGCUUUAAAAGCCGCACAGCAAGCUGCGAACGGACAUACCAACAAUGUCGCGAGUGGUGGUGCACGCACAGGGUAUACCCCAGGCCGUGGUCCCGCUGAUCACGAAGAGGUCGAAAGCGACGACGAGCAUGAGUAUAUCCUGGCGAGCGAAUUAACAGGCCCAACUACAAACGGGCACCCCCCUUCGGAUUCAAAAUCGAAGAAGAACAAGAAGAAAAAGAAGAAGGGAGGGAAUGCCGAUCCUACAUCACCUGCACCCGAAACUCUUGAAUCUGAGCCCCAAUCGCACUCGUCACAGGGCCCUGGGAUGUCACGCGAUAAGAUAUGGAGCACUAGCAAUCAAGAGGAGCGCGAACGCAUAAAAGCAUUCUGGCUUGGAUUGGGUGAAGAUGAGCGGAAAUCCUUGGUCAAAGUCGAGAAGGAUGCUGUUCUGAAGAAGAUGAAGGAGCAACAGAAGCAUACAUGCAGCUGCACUGUGUGCGGACGGAAGCGAAAUGCCAUUGAGGAAGAAUUGGAAGGGCUCUACGAUGCCUACUAUCUGGAGCUCGAACAAUUUGCAAACCAAGGCGAGGGACCACCAAUGCUACCAUCGGCUCGAGAUUUCGCUCUAAGACCGCCCCGGGGUCUGCCAUCAAGUUAUGCCAACCGCCCGCCAUCGCGCGGUCGAAUAGUCGAACAUGUGGGAGACGACGAAGACGAAGACGAGCUGGAGGAGGUUUACAGCGAAGACGAAGUGGAGGACGAUGACUACAGCGACGAUGAACCUCCCGAAGAAUAUCAAAACUCACAUGAACGGGACGUCGCCGAUUUCUUGACGUUUGGCAAUAGCCUCCAAGUCAAGGGUGGUAUUCUCACCGUGGCGGAUGACCUCCUGAAAAACGACGGCAAGCGGUUUAUCGAAAUGAUGGAACAGCUUGCCGAACGUAGGAUGGCAAGGGAAGAAGACGCCCGCGAACACUUCUCAAGGGGCUACGGUCACCCUAAUGGCUCAUACUCCAAUCCACAUAAUCAUCCUCCUCCUGAAGAAGACGAGUACGACGAAGAAGAGGACGAGGAUGAUGACUUUGAUGAUAGUCAGGACGAGGAGUAUGAGGAGGAAGAGGACCAAAUGACGGAGGAGCAACGAAUGGAGGAAGGCCGACGCAUGUUCCAGAUAUUCGCCGCCCGUAUGUUUGAACAAAGGGUUCUCUCGGCGUAUAAGGAAAAAGUCGCCAAGGAGCGCCAGCAGAGGCUGCUAGAAGAACUUGAGGCCGAAGAUCGAGAAUCCGAAUUGAGGAAAGCUAAGAAGGCCAAAGACGCACAGAAGAAGAAGGACAGGGCUGCACAGAAGAAGCAAGCACUGGCCGAGGAGAAAGCACGCAAAGAGGCGGAGAAGGCUGCUGCAGACGCUGCUCGGCUAGAAGCUGAGAAGCAACGGGUUGCUGAACAAAAAGCCAGGGCCGAAGAGAAACGAAAGCUAAAGGAGGCGCAGAAGAAGGCUGACGAAGAAGCUCGCCUACGCAAGGAGGCAGAAAGGCAACGCCGAGCUCAGGAGCGAUCCGAACAAGACCGCAAGGCCCGCGAAGCCAAGGAAAAGGAGAAGAAACUUAGGGAAGAACAGCGACAGAAAGAAAAGGAGGAGAAAGAGCGCGAGGCGCAGGAGCGGAAGGACAAGCAAGAGCGCGACAAGCGGGACAAAGAAGCUCGUGCUGCAAAGGCUCAGAAAGAUGCCCAAGCAGCCCGAGAAGCUAAGGAGAAGUUGAAGGAGGAGAAGGCAGGCGCCCAGAAAGCGGCAAGUCAACCAUCACAACCAAUCCAAAUCCCGAAGCGUGGUUCCCAGUAUCCGGUACCGAUCCCGGCAGCUCUUCCACAACAACCGUCGAAUCCUGCAAGCUACGCCUCGCCAAAGAUUCCAGUCGCCACUCCUGUAAUGUCCAAAGCACCGACUCCUAUAAGACCUCGGACCCUCUCGCAGCAGGACAGUGGAGCGCAAUCCGCUACAGCUUCGUCUACAAGCCAAGACCCUUCACCUCAUUCCAUGACACCCAUCAUGAGCCCCGGUCUAAUUGGCCAGCGCCACGGAAGCGCAAGUACUCAGCAUUCUCACUCGGUAUCUCCAACAAAUGGACAACCGAGACUUCCAGGACAAUCUCCUUUCCAGAUACCUCCUGUGGGAAUGCAUCCGCCCCCAGGAUUGCACCACCACCCGGCACCACCAGGUUUCCCCAAUCGCAUGUCACAGGAUGGCUUUUCAGCGUUUAGACAUGGCCCUGGUGCAAUGAUGCCUCCUCCUGGGAUGAAUGGGCCAGCUGGACGGGGAUUUCCCUUACCGAUACCACCAGGGUUCUCACAGCCAGGAGUCGAUCAAUUUGACAUGAAUGGAUUCCCGAUACCAACGGACUUACCCCCAUCAACGCAUCAUCGCCAAAGUUCAUUUCAAUUUGACGCGCCACCAACCCCAGCACAACCCAUUGGUCGACCUGCUCCCAUUGGGCGUCCUGGAAGCAUAAAUCUUGGUCGCUCAUCUGACGACAAAGAAGAUGAAACUGCACAUCUUGGUAGUCGGGCUCUGUUGGAAGAUGACGAGCCGCUCGAAGUCGAAGGAAUUAUGGGGGUGCGAAACCAACCACCUGGACCUAGGCCUGAUUAUACCACGAGUCCCUUCUUGGCUUCAGCGUUUCCGCUGGCCCCCAACCCGUGGGGCCCUCCUGGUGUCGGUGGACAUCCUUUGCCUCCCCCAGGGCUCAACAAUCCUGUCUGGGGCGCACCAAGUGCACCUCCUGGCUUUGGCAUGUCUCCUGUUCCUGCGAUCAACUCUCUUCGAACCGCGUCACACCCUAGCUUCCCCCAACUUCGCGCAAUGCUCUGCCAGGCAUGCCAGGAACUCGCUGGCUCGGGUGACCAAGAAGGUUACAUUGACCUCUCAAUUCUGAAGUCAAGAAUUGAGGCACUGUCAGGCGACAGUAUCUCAGAAGCCAUUCUCAUCAACCUUUGUGACACCGAAGGAAACCCCAACAACGGAGGCGGUACGCUAGUUAUCCGACAGAACGGUGGAAGUUUUAGCCACGCCGUCCGAUGGGAACCCGAUCUAAAUGAUGGAUUUUAUCGAGCAGUCGGCGCUCCAGGUGAGAUUGGUAGCCCGGUGGCUGGUCAAGCAACUCUGCGAGGGGGAAUAUAG
Messenger RNA from Fusarium proliferatum ET1, 3399 nucleotides. Its product is annotated as related to chicken h-caldesmon, Uso1p and YKL201c. Bases 1 to 3399 code for a protein of 1132 amino acids. The transcript is spliced from 3 exons. NCBI's taxonomy places the organism in Eukaryota, Fungi, Ascomycota, Sordariomycetes, Hypocreales, Nectriaceae. The record is from RefSeq and is a predicted model, not a curated record.